Molecule: messenger RNA, 447 nt
Organism: Glycine soja
Lineage: Eukaryota; Viridiplantae; Streptophyta; Magnoliopsida; Fabales; Fabaceae
Exons: 1
Coding region: 1-447 (148 amino acids)
Source: RefSeq, a predicted model, not a curated record
AUGGGGAGAGUGUUUGCUCUUAGUGGUGCUGAUGCCGCACAGUCCGAUGAUCUCAUCCUAGGUAUGUGUUUCAUAAGUCAAGUUCCCUUGAUUGUGUUGUAUGAUUCAGGUGUGACACAUUUGUUUAUUUCUCAUGUAUGUGUUGAAAAACUUGUUUUGCCUAUGUCUUCUUUGAAAUUUGACUUGAUUGUGGAUACACCUGCUAGUGGGUCUAUCUUAACUUCUGAUGUAUGCUUGAAAUGUCCUAUCUUGGUUUCUGAUAGGCAUUUUCAGAUUGAUUUGAUUGUUUUACCUUUGAACCAGAUUGAUGUUAUUCUUGGUAUGGACUGGUUAUCUUCCAACCACAUCUUAUUGAACUAUUUUGAGAAAUCUGUUGCCUUUCCUGAGUCUAGUGUGAGUGAAGGUGAUAUGUUUUUGUCUGCUAACCAGGUUGAGACAUCUUUGUGA